CAAAAACUCAUCAAAAACCAAAAACAAACAAACACACAUCAAAGCAAAAGAAGAAGAAGAAGAAGGCAAAAAACUUUUCAAGUAAGCAAGCAGAACCAUGGCACUGAUGAAGAAGAGUCUCUUUGCUCUUCUCCUCUCAUCACCACUUCUGAUCAUCUGUCUUACUUCAUUACUCACUUAUCCGGCUUCAGUUGGAGCUCGCCGGUUAGUGGAGGAGAUUCCUAAACCGGAAAUACCCAAACUGCCUGAACUACCUCACAUGGAGAUACCAAAAUUGCCCGAACUACCUCACCCGGAGCUACCAAAAUUUCCUGAGCUGCCAAAAUUGCCUGAGCUACCUCACCCGGAGCUACCAAAAUUCGAAGUUCCAAAGUUUCCGGAGCACCCUAAACUAGAGAUUCCCAAGUUACCUGAGUUUCCAAAGCCCGAGCUGCCCAAGAUUCCGGAAAUUCCGAAGCAUGAGGGGACUAAGUUGAUGGAGACUCCGAAGGUGCCAGAGAUUCCAAAACCAGAGCUACCAAAGGUACCAGAGAUUCCUAAACCGGAGCUACCAAAGGUACCGGAGAUUCCUAAACCGGAGCUACCAAAGAUUCCGGAAAUUCAAAAGCCUGAAGCUCCUAAGUUGCCGGAGUUGCCAAAGGUGCCGGAGAUUCAAAAACCAGAGCUACCAAAGGUACCAGAGAUUCCAAAGCCCGAGUUGCCGAAGAUGCCGGAGAUUCCAAAACCAGAGCUACCGAAGAUGCCUGAAGUUCCCAAGUUGCCGGAACUCCCAAAAGUUCCUGGAACUCACUAAAGCCUAUUGAACCGUAUGAAAGCCCAUCUACUUUAAGGGCCCCACACGCCCAUGAUCUAGAUUUUCUAUAUCACCUUUGUCUUGUGUGUCUAUCUCAUCGUCGUUUUCUUAGGGAACCAUAUCUAUGGUUUGUUCUCAUAGCUAUACUUUCUUUCUUCAUACACUUAUGCUUGUACUAUCUGUUAUAUACUUGUAUGUUUCAUACAUAUAAAUUUAUUUGUGUUUCAUAUACU
Molecule: messenger RNA, 1026 nt
Organism: Brassica napus (rape)
Lineage: Eukaryota; Viridiplantae; Streptophyta; Magnoliopsida; Brassicales; Brassicaceae
Product: protein PELPK1-like
Exons: 1
Coding region: 98-793 (231 amino acids)
Source: RefSeq, a predicted model, not a curated record